GUGUGACACCACAGAAAAACUAAAAGCUCUAUUGCCAAGACUGGAACAAGAGCUAAAGGAUCCAACAAAAUUCAAAGAUUUUUAUCAGUUUACUUUUAACUUUGCUAAAAACCCUGGACAAAAAGGUCUAGAGAAGCAUUUAUAUAGCGUAUUCCUUUGUGCCAGACAGGAUCAACGUCUACCAAAACCAUUCCUUGCAGAUAUUUUUCUAACCAAAUGUUCAGUGGUACGGUAG
This is a messenger RNA of Antrostomus carolinensis (chuck-will's-widow), 235 nucleotides long. RefSeq names its product DCN1-like protein 2. Gene Ontology annotation, molecular function: ubiquitin-like protein binding; ubiquitin conjugating enzyme binding; cullin family protein binding. Gene Ontology annotation, biological process: protein neddylation. NCBI's taxonomy places the organism in Eukaryota, Metazoa, Chordata, Aves, Caprimulgiformes, Caprimulgidae. The transcript is spliced from 2 exons. Gene Ontology annotation, cellular component: ubiquitin ligase complex. The record is from RefSeq and is a predicted model, not a curated record. The annotation marks the transcript as partial.